This is a messenger RNA of Lobosporangium transversale, 1300 nucleotides long. Its product is annotated as SRR1-domain-containing protein. Bases 4 to 1203 code for a protein of 399 amino acids. Gene Ontology annotation, biological process: microtubule-based process. Gene Ontology annotation, cellular component: nucleus; cytoplasm. The transcript has 4 exons. NCBI's taxonomy places the organism in Eukaryota, Fungi, Mortierellomycota, Mortierellomycetes, Mortierellales, Mortierellaceae. The record is from RefSeq and is a predicted model, not a curated record.
ACAAUGUCGAAUUUCAAGGAACAACCAAACGUAUUGAUUCCCGAACAGGAGUCGAAAUCGCUUCCUCCACUGACACAAACAACAGAACAGGAAUCAAGUGAGGAGCCUUUUGUAUUUGUUACUCGCAAAAAAAAGGGCUGCAAACAGAGGAAGUCUUUUUCGAGUCCUAGCUCCCUAUCUCAACCUUCUCUAUUUCGAACGCCAUUUGAUAACGAUAUUAAUGAAAGUACAAGAGAGAGCAGCAACAUGCCUGGAUGGCGUGGGAAAAAGCCACCGACGAUCAAGAAGAACAGUCAGCGAUCUAGGAUAGCGGGAUUUCGAGGAAUGGAAUCUGAAAGGACUAUCGACUGGGGUCUUACCAUGAUGGAGAGUAGGAUUACAACAUUAAAGCAGUCUAGAUUCUAUCAGGCAUUUCAAGAAUUGGUGGAAUUGACGCUCAUUCCCUCGUGCAGAAAACAGAGGCGUAAGUCGGCCAGUGAUGAGCCAUGGGAUCGCCCAUUGGCAACGCAAAUAGCAAAUGAGGAGCAUAUUAAUUCAAAGAACCACUGCAAGACUGUAUCAGACAACGAAAACGAUGAGUCAUUGUCGAUGGACUACUUCGGAGAAGCACAAGGAACGGGCAUAAACCCUAUGGACAGCCAGAUUCAAAAUAAUUCAAUCCUAGAGAUGGUUUUUUACGGCAUUGGAUCAAUUGAGAACUCGCGAAACUCUCAGUUUCAGUUGGCCUUGGGAAUUUGCUUGAAAGAGAUAUUACAGGUCACAGGAGCGAUAUCAAUAUUCGAUCCAAUUAUGACAGAGUACGACAAGGAACUUGUCGAAAAAUUGGGACUACAGGUAUUGAAGGUGAAUGAUCAGGCCAAGAAAGUGAUCAAAACAAGGACGCUUUUAUAUAUGCCUCACUGUCCCAAAGGACUAUACUCCCACGUCCUGGAAUCCAACUGGGAACGGGAACGACUGAACAAUAUGGUAAUCCUUGGCAAUCGGUUCACUAUGUAUGAUGAAAGUCCAUCAUUCAAGCAAUUAGCCAAACAAGCGCCAUUUAUUUUACCAGCGCUCUCGAUUGCACAGAUAUCACCCUUUCCUGACGUCAAGUUUGAAGAUAAUACGAUAUUUAACGAUCUAGCCUUCCAUAUUUUCCCCACUAGCGAGACUGUUCCUGAAGUAAGCCUUUUAGAUCAGGAGCCUGAUCCAGAAAUUUUGUAAAGUCCUUUUUACUAUGUAAUGUACAAAAUAUUUAUUACUAUUAAAUGAUUACGAAGCUGAUAGUAGGUAUGAGGUAUCAAUAAAGAAAGACUAGGAU